GCGCUGGAGCAUGUCAAUGCCCGGCUUCUUGAGCUGUACCCUGAUGAUGAAGAACGAUUUGAUAUUGUUCUGAUGACCAAUAACCAUGCCCAAGUGGGAGUGAGACUCAUAAACAGCAUCAAUCACUAUGGCUUAACAAUUGAACGUUUCUGUAUGACGGGAGGAAAAAGCCCUAUUGGUUACCUGACUGCGUACCUUACAAACUUGUACCUCUCAGCAGACUCUGAAAAAGUGCAAGAAGCUAUAGAAGCAGGCAUUGCAUCAGCUACGAUGUUCACUGCCAACAAAGAUGUUGCUUACUCGGAUACACAGUUGAGGGUGGCAUUUGAUGGGGAUGCGGUUCUCUUUUCCGAUGAAUCAGAACAGAUUGUCAAAGAGCAAGGAUUAGACAGAUUUUUUGAACAUGAACAGCUGAAUGAAAAUAAGCCACUUGCACAGGGUCCUUUGAAAGGUUUUCUGGAAGACCUAGGGAAACUCCAGAAGAAGUUCUAUGCAAAAAACGAACGAUUAAAUUGUCCCAUAAGGACCUUCCUGGUCACAGCCAGAAGUGCGGCGAGCUCUGGAGCCAGGGUGCUGAAGACUCUUCGUAGCUGGGGUCUGGAGAUUGAUGAGGCACUUUUCCUAGCAGGAGCUCCUAAAGGACCGAUCCUGGUAAAAAUCCGCCCUCACAUUUUCUUUGAUGACCAGAUGUUUCACAUCGAAGGAGCACAGAAAUUAGGCACCAUAGCUGCGCAUGUUCCCUAUGGCAUUGCUCAGAAAUACCACAAAUCUGCAUGACUGGAUGGCACCAUUAACGAUAAGGUUCUUAACUCAGCCAGCCUCUAAUAUACCAACAGUUAUGUCUGAAAACCUCUACAUUUGUAUAUUGUAAGCACUAUGUUUAAAGAUUUAACUGCUGGCUAGAACAGCCUUUAAAGGAAAUAUUUUUAAUAUAGGUAAGUUUUUAAUAGAGUUAUUUUAAUAGCAUUCUUAAGCAGUUUAGGGUUUUUUACCCGUCUGGAUCUAACACUGUGGUUUUGAUAUUAGGAAAAGAUUUGUAAUGUUUUUAUAGCUUGAGACAUAUAUUGAGAGACGGAGAGAACAGUUAUAUUUUCUCUAAAAAACUGUUGAUGGGUUAUUUAUAACAAAAAUCAUGCUGCAAUGCUAGUCCUUGAUGGUUAUUUCUGAAAUUACCAAAAGCACAGUUUACAUGUAAGUGUUUUCCUGUUGGUGGUUUGCUUGUUAAAUAUGUGUUCAGUGGGUUUGUUAUCACAAGGUUUCAGCUUCCAGUGAAAUGUUAGCUUAUUUGAUCUUGUGUUUAUAGGAAUCCUUUAUUUUUUCUAUAUUAUUUUCCUAUUGUAAUAAAGCUGGCUUUACAG
This is a messenger RNA of Fulmarus glacialis (Northern fulmar), 1358 nucleotides long. RefSeq names its product cytosolic 5'-nucleotidase 1B-like. Lineage: Eukaryota; Metazoa; Chordata; Aves; Procellariiformes; Procellariidae. Gene Ontology annotation, biological process: adenosine metabolic process; nucleotide metabolic process. The record is from RefSeq and is a predicted model, not a curated record. The annotation marks the transcript as partial. Gene Ontology annotation, cellular component: cytoplasm; cytosol. Gene Ontology annotation, molecular function: nucleotide binding; 5'-nucleotidase activity; magnesium ion binding. The transcript has 4 exons.